This is a messenger RNA of Chironomus riparius, 2525 nucleotides long. Lineage: Eukaryota; Metazoa; Arthropoda; Insecta; Diptera; Chironomidae. The record is from the annotation of a GenBank genome assembly.
GUGUGAACAAAAAAAUAAUUUAUUGAAAAAAGAAGAUUUUCUUCAUAUUUGUAUUUUCUUUAUGAAAAAAUGAGUGUGCUAAUAUUUUUAAUAGACAAUUAAUCAAAGUUAGAUGUGAAUGAUGGGUGUGUUAUAGUGAAAUAAGUGCAAAAGAGUCAAAAACAGGAAUCUAGACCAGAAAAACGAAAAAAGAGAACACCAGAAAAAUUGUUUAAUGGUGGAUAUACAACAUUGAUCACUUAAAAAGUUGAUGGAAGGAAGUGUGAUGAACUGAAAUAAUAAAUUUACAUUCACAUAAAUUGAAAUUUGGCAUUCAGAAAGGAGAGGAAUUUAUACUUUCUAUAAUCUGUUGAUUAAGCAGCAAGAAAUUGGUUUUAAAUUGAUAUAAAUUCAAAUUAAUUAAGAAAGAUGGGAGUCGAAAAAGCUAGAAAUUUAUCACAUUUGUCACUUGAGUCCAUUCCAAAAAGUAUCACCAAUGAAAAUGGCAGUGUGGAAUAUGAUCCGUCGAUUGAAAAUCAUAUACAAAUGAAUGGAAAUGUUGGAGAUAUAAAGGAAGUCAGCGAGAAAAAUUGUGUAAAAUUGCCUGAGGAAAAUGAAAAAUUAAUGGACAAUGAAAAAGAGGUGAAAUAUGAGUUGGUGCCACCCGAUGGAGGCUACGCAUGGCUUGUACUUUUUGGUGCCAUGCUGGUGAACAUUUUAAUUCCAGGAGGAGCAAUCAAGUCCUUUGGAAUUUUAUUCGUUGAAUUUCUUGAAAAUAUGGAUUCAACACCUACAGCGGCUAGUUGGAUUCCAGCUUUAUGUUACUUCCUGUAUUCGUCAUUAGGACCUCUUUCUUCAAUAUUAUCCGUAAAGUAUUCUUAUAGGACUGUAACCUUCGUUGGAGCUGCUUUUUGUAGUGCGGGGAUGAUUCUAACGCAUUGGGCUACUUCUAUUCAAUAUUUGUACAUUAGUUAUGGAGUUUUCGUCGGAAUUGGAGCAGGACUUUCAUUUCCACCUACGGUUUAUAUUGUGACAUCCUAUUUCGUGAAGCUCCGAGGAUUGGCCAACGGUUUGUGUAUCAGUGGAAGUGCUUUAGGCUCAAUUUUUCUCCCUCCAAUAUUGAGAGUAUUAUUAGACAAUUUCGGAUACCGUGGUGCAUGCCUUAUUAUGGGUGGUAUUACACUUAAUUGCUUUAUUGCUGCGCUUUUUUACGAUGACGUUAGCAAGCAUAUGAAAAGAGUGAUAGUGGAGGAGAACGAUGAGCAAGAAAUGCAAGAAGAUUUAAUAUCUGGAAAAACAUUUAGAAACGAGAAAAUUCUAGAAGAUGUAGAAGAAGAGCCGAGCGAAGGCAUAGAAAAUGGAACAAAGAAAUUAGCUAAAUUUAUUCUUACACAUGACGAUUGUGCAACUCCAAUUGCAAAUACACCGACAAUGGACUAUAAACAUGACAUUUUUAAAUAUCCGAAUAAAAAUAGCUUUGAGCGAUCAAUAUCAGCUGUAAUGUCAAAUGAUCGAACUCGUAAAAUCAGUACCCCAAUGAAAGGUGAUAAUGUGCAACGUAAUGGCACCGUUACUUCCUUUACUACACAAUUAAACUCAAACUUGUCUCUAACUGAUAAUCAAAAUUCUACCAUGCGAUUACACAGACUUAACUCAAAUCGAGUCACAAGCCGACCGAAGGGAGGAUUAAAGUCGUCACCUUCUACUUCUUCCUUUCAAUAUGUUUCGACAACUUUUCAUGGUACUCUGUCCUCACUUCAACCCAAUGAAUUUUCUUCACACUUAUCUUUACGUUCUAUCGCUAGUUCUUUUAAUCCGAUGACUACGUGUCGGAAAUCUGAUAAGAAGAAAGAAGAAAAAGAACCGACUGGUUGCGAUAAGUACUUUGAUUUGUCCCUUCUUCGCGAUCCUGGAUACUUAAUUUUGUUAAUAUCAAACUGUACAAAUGCAAUAUCCUACACAAAUUUCAUCAUUUUAUUGCCUUCUUAUGCAUUAGAGCUUGGAUUUACCAAAGAUCAAGCUGCGUACUUAUUGUCUAUCGUUUCGACCUUUGAUCUUAUUGGAAGAAUUGGUGGAUCUGCUCUUAGUGACCUUAAUUUAAUACCAAAGAGUUGGUUUUUCGUUGGUGGACUUGUUAUUUCUGGAUUUGGAUUGACUGGACUUCCUUUCGUAUCACAAUAUGGAUGGGUCAGUGCAAUUUGCUCAAUAUUUGGUCUAGCAACAGGAACUUAUGUUGGAAUCACAUCAAUCGUAAUGGUAGAUAUGUUAGGAGCUGACCGCUUGACAUCAUCUUACGGAAUUAGCUUGUUUGUCAAUGGAAUCUUGCAAUUAUUGGGUCCACCAAUUUGUUUAUCUUUCUUUGAGAGCAUUGGGGAAUUUCAACCCAUAUUCUUCGUCCUUGGACUAACAAUAAUAGCAGGAAGCAGUUUGUGGUGCUUUAUGCCUUGCGUACAAAAUAGAAAGAGAGCCAAAGAAACAGAGGCACAAGAAGAAUUAAUGGCUUAGACAUUUUUUUCAUGACUUUAAUUAGCUUACAAAUCGUAUAU